This is a messenger RNA of Epinephelus moara (kelp grouper), 1396 nucleotides long. Its product is annotated as mucin-5AC-like. The record is from RefSeq and is a predicted model, not a curated record. NCBI's taxonomy places the organism in Eukaryota, Metazoa, Chordata, Actinopteri, Perciformes, Serranidae. The coding region runs from base 133 to 729 and encodes 198 amino acids. The transcript is spliced from 2 exons.
AGGAAAGUAGGAGUAGACCAGGUCACGGUGAGGGAGCUUACACUGCACUACGACACAUCAGCCUGCCGUCUGUGCAACAGGACAUUUUAAGGAACAUUUCUGGUGCAUCUUUCCUCCUCUUGGCUCUCCACCAUGAAGAUAUUGGCUCUGGGAUUUUGCAUACUGGCUCUGCUGGCACUAGCCAAGGCCACGACUACCGCCGUCGCCUCAACCACCACUGCUGCGUCUGCUACAGCUGUCAACCCAACCAUGUCUACAACUGUGGCCCCAGCCACGUCUACAACUGUGGCCCCAACCACGUCUACGACUGUUGCCCCGACCACGUCUACAACUGUGGCCCCAACCACGUCUACGACUGUUGCCCCAACCACGUCUACGACUGUUGCCCCGACCACGUCUACAACUGUGGCCCCAACCACUCCUACAAGUGUUGCUCCAACUGCCUCUACAACUGUCGCCCCGACCAAAUCUACAGCUGUUGCCCCAACCAGCACAAGUGAUAUGACCACCCCUCCGCCGAAGACUACAACCACUUCCCCAGCCACAACAACCACAUCUGCGAACACCACCAGCUCACAUAUUACUGCGACUCCUACGAUCAACCUGACCACCACCACAAGUACAACCACCUUGACAACAACAACCACCACACACAACGGAGGCUCAAGCUUUAAAGCUUCUCUGCUGUUUUCUGUCGUGCCAUUGAUGCUCUACACACUCUGCCACUGAGCUGAAAAACUGUGCUAAUGUUUCUGGAAAUAAAUGUAGGUGGAGUUGGACUAACUUUAAUCCAAAGAAAGGACUGAAGGAUGGAAUAAAAUCUGUGUACAGUACAGUAUGUACAACAUUUCCAGAUUGUUCUUAAAUUAUUGUAAUUAUGUAUAUGAAUGAACUUGAGGUAUUUGUUCAAUUUGCAGAUUAGUAUAAUCAUGUCAUGUAGAUCUGAACUCAGAGGACGUAUUACUUAAGUACUUAAGUCCUGCAUUAAAAAUGUCACUCACGUAAAAGUAUGUAAGUUGAAACAGGAAAAUGUAUUUAAGUAUGAAAAUGAAAGUACCAUAAAAUGUUUUUGCAUGAAAAAUGACAAAAUAGAUUUUAAUUGAUUUUCCAUUUAAGCGACUAAUAGUCAUAGCUGCAUUUGUGGUUUGUUUCAUAUGGUUUGUGCAGAAAAAAUAUAUGUAAAGUGGAGAGUUAUCAGAUAACUGUAGUGGUGUUAAGAGGACAAUAUUUUCUUCUGAAGUGUAGUAGAUUAGAAGUAGAAAAAGUAGAAAGUGACAUGAGAUCAAAAUAGUUGAAUAGUUAAAUAAAGGUAUCUCAAAUUUGUAAUUACUGUAAAUACAGACUUCCUCUACUGGCAUCAGGAAUAACUCGUUAAUAAGGAAGUGAUGUGACGAAU